AUGAAACAGAUCAAAGCUGAUUUUUCUGAAGUGAUGGGGGACCAAGAGCUGCCAAAGCAGGUUAAAUUGAAUUUUGUUGAUGUCUGGAGCCCAAAGUUAUUGGAUUAUGCAGAGAAACAGCUUCAGCCAAAGUGCAACCCUGUCAUUAAGAAAAUGGAGGAGGCUAUUGACACUGGGUUUCUUGAGGAAGGUACAGUACAAUAAAUAGAGCCUUUGUAUAGCAUUUUUGCAUACUCUGUCUAAUGCCACAAUUUUAGUCGCGACUGUUAGGCCCGGUUUAGACGGCGAACUUCUCAUGCGCCGAAUCUAAUGCAAGAAUUAAGUGCGACGCUGGAGCGGCGUCUAAAUCAAUUAAGUUCGACAGGUUUUGAUUAAGUUCGACAUGACUCGAAUAUGCGACAAGACAAGUCGUAUAUGCGACACAGGUUCGACAUUGAUUUAGACGCUGUGCUUUUCAUGCGCCGAACCUAAUGCAUAAUUAUUUUUUAACAUCAUAAUAUGAUUAUCAUAUAUUUGCAUUGUAAAUAUGUCCAAUAUAGUGUCCUCGCAAUUUGGUACGGUACAAUUAAGUUCGAUGUCUCUAAAUCAGCUUCCGAUAUUUUGCCGUAUCUACGACAAUUAGAUUCGGCACAUGAAAAGUUCGCCGUCUAAACCGGGCCUUAGAAUAUACCAGUGUAGGUCAAGGUAACAAAACUAUCUGCCAGACAAUGUAUCUUGUCUAUCAAAAUGUUUGUUGUUGUCUGAAUGCCAUUAAUAUGGUGUCUUUUUUAGUUGAAUGCAAAGGUUGGCCUUCAGUGAAACUGGCUGAAAUGAUCUUCAAGGCCCCAAACAAGAAAGGCAUGCACCAUGAGGAGGAAGCUGUGUUAAAAGUUGUUACAGUAUGUAUAUUAUUUCUGUUAUUGUUGGGCUCUUACACCAUAUUGGUUUGUCUUGAGAUGGAUGUGCACGUAUUUGAAAGGGGGUAUUGUAAGAUGAACAAGUGAACAACUGCAUGUCAGUGGAUGUGUAAAUUGAUUGUGAACAAUGUACAGUGACAGCUUUGAUCCACCAUAGCCCAUACAAGACAAGGCUUUGCAACUCAUUGUAAUAUAUUGCUGUUCGUGUUAUGGAAAUUUAUGCAACUUCAAGUCAUUGUAUUUUUCUGCAUAAUGAAGCUAUCAUCCAAUAGCAACAAAUAAAACAGUCAGACUAAAUUAAUAGUUACUGUGCAUAUGUACAAAUCACCAAAUUUAUAUAUUAAGUAAUCUAAUGUCCCAAUCUUUUGCAGGAUACACAUGAGUCGUUGGACAAAGUAAUUGAAACCCAGAUCCAACCAGCUAUUGUGAUGGCCAGUGACCUGUACCAGACUGACGUUAUGUAUGUCGUUGCUGAAGGAGCCAUUCUAGUGGAUAUCAAGUCAAGAAAGAUUGCGGAUGCCUUGGUUGCCUUGUUAGCUAUGUAUUACAUGUACAAUGUAGAGCAAAAAGUGGGGAAAAUGUGUUUUGCUUUCUGGACAUGGUACUGA
Messenger RNA from Paramuricea clavata, 1504 nucleotides. The record is from the annotation of a GenBank genome assembly. NCBI's taxonomy places the organism in Eukaryota, Metazoa, Cnidaria, Anthozoa, Malacalcyonacea, Plexauridae.